This is a messenger RNA of Peronospora matthiolae, 954 nucleotides long. Lineage: Eukaryota; Oomycota; Peronosporomycetes; Peronosporales; Peronosporaceae. The record is from the annotation of a GenBank genome assembly.
AUGGACGACGACGACCCCACCGUAUCCGGUGGCUACAUGCUGCUCAUCUCCUUGGGCGUGACAGUCGUCAUGCAAUGCAGCUUCUUUGUCGUAGCUUACCUGUGUCAAUUCGACAAGCUCACGGACUUGGCAGGUUCCCUCAACUUUAUCGUCCUGGCCAUCCUGUCCCUCUUCGUCCAAAGCGAGUUCAAGACGCGCGCGAUCGUCGUCACCUGCAUGCAAGUGGCGUGGGCCAUCCGUCUUGGCUCGUUUCUGCUCCUUCGCGUGCUCAAACGGGGCAAAGACGACCGCUUCGACGAGAUGCGCGCCAAUUGUGCAGCCUUCUUUGGGUUUUGGGUCUUCCAGAUUCUUUGGGUCUUUUUCGUAUCCCUUCCAGUCCUACUAGCCAACUCUAGCAGAACCCAAGAGAUGAACGGAUUCGGGGAAGCUCGAGACGUUUGUGGUCUGGUGCUUUGGGCUAUUGGGAUGGCAGUGGAAUACGCCGCUGAUGCGUCGAAAUCGGCUUUCCACGACGAUCCAAAGAACAAGGGCAAGUUGCUGCGCUCGAGUGUGUGGAAGUAUUCGCGUCAUCCGAAUUACUUUGGCGAGAUGCUGUGCUGGGUGGGGAUGACGAUCAUCUGCAGUGCCAACUUUAGCAGUAGCGACAAUGAGACGUGGUUCUUCUAUGUCAGCUGCAUCAGUCCCGUCUUUACGUUCCUAGUGCUCAUGUUCCUCUCGGGCGUGCCAUUGGCUGAAGACCGCAACGACGAGCGCUUCGGCUUGAACGCAACCUACCUCAAGUACAAGCACUCGACCAGCCCCGUGAUCAUGCUGCCGCCUUCGGUCUACGCUCCCCUGCCACUGCCGAUUAAGCGCUGGUGUCUGUUUGAACUGGACAUGUACUCGCGCAAACUACGAGAGCUGCGCGAGAAGCAGCAAUCGUCGCCUACUGAUUACCACGCGAUUUCUGACUAG